Manis pentadactyla (Chinese pangolin) is the source of this 4364-nucleotide messenger RNA. It is a transcript of the gene REEP3, whose product is annotated as receptor accessory protein 3. The transcript has 8 exons. Bases 181 to 948 code for a protein of 255 amino acids. Gene Ontology annotation, cellular component: endoplasmic reticulum membrane; endoplasmic reticulum tubular network; cytoplasmic microtubule. Gene Ontology annotation, molecular function: microtubule binding. Lineage: Eukaryota; Metazoa; Chordata; Mammalia; Pholidota; Manidae. Gene Ontology annotation, biological process: endoplasmic reticulum tubular network organization. The record is from RefSeq and is a predicted model, not a curated record.
CGGGCUCGGGACGGGCUGGGGACCGGCCGCCGCGUACACACACCAGGCCCAGCUCCCGAGGGCGCCAGCGCGGCCCCGAGGAGCCCGCGGAGCUGGCGAGCGUGCGGCCUGCCGUUGGUUGCCUGUCCACCACGCUCGGCGCCCACCCGCCCCCGAGGCAGGGUCCGAGCGCCCGGGAAGAUGGUGUCCUGGAUGAUCUCCAGAGCAGUGGUGUUGGUGUUUGGAAUGCUUUACCCUGCAUAUUAUUCAUACAAAGCUGUGAAAACAAAAAACGUAAAGGAAUAUGUUCGAUGGAUGAUGUACUGGAUUGUUUUUGCCCUUUAUACUGUGAUUGAAACUAUAGCAGAUCAAACAGUUGCUUGGUUCCCUCUGUACUAUGAGCUUAAGAUUGCUUUCGUCAUAUGGCUGCUUUCUCCCUAUACCAAAGGAGCAAGUUUAAUAUAUAGAAAAUUCCUUCAUCCACUUCUUUCUUCAAAGGAAAGGGAGAUUGAUGAUUAUAUUGUACAAGCAAAGGAACGAGGCUACGAGACCAUGGUAAACUUUGGGCGGCAAGGUUUAAACUUAGCAGCGACUGCCGCUGUUACUGCAGCAGUAAAGAGCCAAGGAGCAAUAACUGAACGCUUACGAAGUUUCAGUAUGCAUGAUCUAACAGCUAUCCAAGGUGAUGAGCCUGUGAGACAAAGACCAUACCAACCUCUACCAGACACAAAACGGAAAAGUAAAAUGGCCUCCAGUGAAUCAGCAGGUUAUGGAAUUCCACUGAAGGACGGAGAUGAGAAAACUGAUGAAGAAGCAGAUGGGCCAUAUUCAGAUGAUGAGAUGUUAACCCACAAAGGGCUUCGAAGAUCACAAAGCAUGAAAUCUGUGAAAACCGUGAAAGGCCGCAAAGAGGUGCGGUAUGGGUCACUAAAAUAUAAAGUGAAGAAGAGACCACAGGUGUAUUUUUAGUCAUAUGCACUUCAAGAAUCCCAAGACAAAUUAUUCUAAUACAUUGACUUUUUUUCUAAUAUUACAUAUUCAGGAUUUAUAUAUUAAAAUAUUUCUUUAAACUGUGGCAGUGAUAAGGUUUACUUUAAUCAGUUUAAAGUUUUCAUUUCUUUAACAAUUACUUACAAAUAUGAUUACUAAAAGUAGUUAUGAAGAGCAUAUAUAAAUAUAUAUGUCAGAAAUAAUAGGAAUUUGUGUUAACAGUUUUCAAAUUCCUCAACAACACUGAGUGCCUGAAUAUAAGAUAAAACACAGACCCAUAGUAUACUUGAAAAGAGUCUUUUUAUGAUUCAAGCUACAUCAGCCUUUGUGACAUUGUGUUUACCUCCAUUUAUGUUAUAGACAUCAUAUAAGGAUAGUAAUUUAAUAGGCCUCUAAGCCAAUAGUGAUAGGACAAGGGCAUAAUGUAAGACAAAGGAUAUUUAUGUAUUCUUUAAAUUUUUACAUUUUUAAUACUUCCCAGUUUUUCCAUCAUCAACUGAAAGUUUUUGAAACAAUUAUUUGAAAACUUGGCAUCAACAUAGCACUUUUAUUCCAGCCUGACUAGUUCUGCACACUUUGUUCAUUUGCUUAUUUUAUGACUGCACAUUUAUUUUAAGCUUUAAGGACACUAUCUUUAUUGUUACUUGUCACAUCCUGACAUAACAAGUUAUGCCUUGAAUUACAUCGUGUCUUUUCCUGUGAGUUUCAUUUGUUAAACUCAUUAGAUUGUAAUCAUAUAAAAAUAUAGUUAAUUGUUUAAUUUUAACUAUUUUUAAUUAUCUUCUGUACAGAUAAGAAGUUAUGUCAAACAGUAGCCAGUUUCCAUAUGUAGCUCUACUUGGUAGGUGAACUUAGCACGUUUUUGUUAUUGUUGGUUACAUUUUCAGCUUUUAAAGGUGGUAACUUUUAUGAAAGAGUCAGAUCAGUACAGCAUUUAGGUCUCUUCUGAUUCAUGAAAUUCUCCAACAGCCAAUUCAUUCACAAGCUUGGCACUGACACGUGCUACUGAUGUAUAAAUCUGGCUUUGACUAGAAUGAUUUGAGUCACUUCGCUUCUGGCUGUGAUAAUUUUCUGAAGAUAGGUGUUAGUGAAAAAUACAGAUGUUAAUCUUACAUAUUAAAAGCUAUUAAAAUAGACAUUAGAAAAAUAUUUUUUUAAUCUAAGAGAUUUUGAGUGACUGACCUUUAAGGCUCUUUUAGGUUGCACUGAUGACUGUGCAUUAUGAACUCUAAGCAAAUAUAUUCUUGCUGAUAGUUCUAGUGAUCAGUAGUUAAAUUUGUACAGUAGUACUUGUUCAGGUAACUUACUUAAUUGUUAUACUUGUUUGUCCAAAAGAAAAAAACAGUGGAAGAGAUUUGUGAGAUCUUUGACCUUUCUACCUUUUAAGAAAUGAAGCCAGCUGGCAAUACAUAUUCAAGACCUCCUCCAAGUGUUGGCAGAGAAGACAAUGUUUACUCAGGAGGACCUUAGUAUAAUUCCUAGUUUUCUCUUGAAACAAGUCUUAAAAUAUUUUCUAGAUUAUCUAACAUUUUUUAUGUAUAAUACCAAGUAAAAAUUCGUUCAACUUCUUUUCUCCCAAAGUUUAAUUCUAUGAAUAUUUUUAACCUUUACCUUGGCUAAUUUUUACCCUCCUAGUUUCUAGAAACUCUUUGUGUUCAGGAUUCCUAUGAAUUCUGAUUAUAAACUCUCAGAAGAGAGUUUUAUUUAUAUUGACUAGUAUUAGAUUUACCAGUAUAAAUGCUACACCAUGGUUGUCUUCCCUAUGCAAAGGCAAUGUCAUCUCAAAUUGCCUGAAGAGGUCAUGUAAGGGACUUUGUAUCAAAAACAUUAAUUGUGGGGGUGGAUUUGUACCAUUUUAUCUUUUCAAGUCUAAUCUCGGUAUUAAACCUAUUAUUUAAUUAUAGUAAACUCAUAAAUACUGUUCUAAAUUAGAGGAAUUAUUUGUUCCCUCUACACUUCUAGAAUUAAAAUGUCAAAUCAAAGACACCAGUCUCAAAGAGGUAAUGCAUGCCCUUUUGUUUAAUUGUAUCUCUUCACAUUCACAAUGCUUCCUCUGAUAUAUUUCCAGUUAUAUUUAAUAUAUAAUGAUGUCAUUUUACUAUUAUCUUGUUUCCCUUCUCUUCUAUUCCUUAAGUCAUGCUUCUUAUCUCUUAUAUGUAUGUUACCAUGCCCUUUGCUUUGAACUUUGUAUAAUAAACAUACAUUUUUGUUUCUUUUAAGGUGGAGCAGGUCAUUUUUCAUUCUUCUGCUUUUAAGUCUGUUCUUUAAAAAGAGGUAAAAUCUAUCCCUAGGCCACCGUGCCUUGCUUUCCUACCACCAACACUUGGUGAAUGGAUAUCAGAUGUUGUGCAGGCCUAGAUAGGGAGCAGCUUUGGUAGGUGUUAACAGUUUUUCCAGACAUUGGACCUGGUGUUUUGUUUUAUUAUAUAUGCAUUCAACUUAUUCUAUAAUAUUAACUAUUUCCAAAAUUUCUUUGGAAGUAAGAAUUGAUCUGUUCUUUAGUUUACUAUAUUUUUUCCAGUAUAAAAAUUAGCCAGAAAUAAGCAUUAUUGUUAAGUAAUUAAUUAUGUAAACCCAACUAGUCCUGCAUAAGAUUCCCUCUACACACUUCACUAUAUAUAUAUGGAUUUGGCUAGAAAGUGAUAUUGCCAGCAUUACUAAUUAUAAAUACUUGACUAUACAGAUUGGUGGAACAAAAUUGUUAAAGUGUUUUCAGGGAACUUAAUUCAUAUGUCACCACCAAAGAUUUCUACAGUGUUAUUAAGUAUGUAAAUAAAUAUUCCAUAUUUCUGUAAAACAUUGGUUAGAUAAAUGUUUCUUUAUUUGGCAUAAGUUUGUGCUUCUGGAAUGAUUGAAUUUCUGUGUUGUUAAAAAUAAUAGAAGAUAUAUUAAGUAUCAGUAAUGUGUAAUUUUAAUUGGAAUCAACUAAAUUUUUAUUUUAAUUUAUCAGGAAAAUUAAGAAGUUAGUAUGUAUUGAAAAGCAAUUUCCUACUUUUUCUUCUGUGUAGGCUGAUUCAUUUAGAAAGCAGUCAGGUAAAUCUUCAGAUGUUCAUUGUUUCUGUGGUAUGUAGUGUGUAUUUCUUCAUAAAUAUCAUUUAAGAGUAAAGCUUUCUGAAAGGAAAGUAUAGCUUUUUCUCUAAAUGAUUUUAAGAUUUAAUCUUUUUGUAGUGUCCUACAGAUUAAUGUAUAUUAACUAUUUAAACAUUGACCAUGAGUUAACAUUUUCUCUUUUAACACCUUUUAAAUCUAUGUACUUUAAUAAUUAAAAGAAAGCAGUUUUACAAUUUUUUAAUCUCUUUGUAAAGGCUAUCUUUAGGCCUAGUUGGAAGUAAUAUUACAAAUGUGGGGGUUUUUUGAAAAUGUUAAUAUCAAAUAAACUCAUUUUAUUAGUGACA